Molecule: messenger RNA, 463 nt
Organism: Kickxella alabastrina
Lineage: Eukaryota; Fungi; Kickxellomycota; Kickxellomycetes; Kickxellales; Kickxellaceae
Exons: 1
Coding region: 45-455 (136 amino acids)
Source: RefSeq, a predicted model, not a curated record
UCUUCGUUUGUUUGAAAAAUGCCAGGCGAGCGAGUCCCUUUUAUAUGUGCCGCGCGUUUUGGAGCUUUGUGCUUCGCCCCCACCCAAUAUUUGCAAUGGCUGCCCCAUGCGACGCAUUAUUCGCUCAGGACACCCCCCCCUACCCCCGGAAUGACCAACUAUAUUACGCACAAUUUUAUCGGGGGUUCUUGUUGCCUUAUUCGCUCGCUUGCGUGGUCGCUCGCUGUCUCCGCACAAGAACAUACCCUCGGGGGGAAAAGGCAGCUACAAAUAGCACUCGGGUGCAACAGGCAAAAGCGGAGGAAAAUUAUUGUGGAUGCGUCCAUGAUAACUGGCAAGAGGGCAAUAAAAGAAAAGCACCAUUUGCGGGACUGCUCUGUUUCCCCAUUGUGUGGCUACUUUCCAAAAUUAGCCAAUCACAGAAAAGUUAUCAAUGUACUGAUGAUGGCUGCUGAUACGAAAC